Molecule: messenger RNA, 5368 nt
Organism: Balaenoptera ricei (Rice's whale)
Lineage: Eukaryota; Metazoa; Chordata; Mammalia; Artiodactyla; Balaenopteridae
Gene: IL6R
Product: interleukin 6 receptor
Exons: 11
Coding region: 327-1724 (465 amino acids)
Biological process (GO): interleukin-6-mediated signaling pathway; positive regulation of tyrosine phosphorylation of STAT protein; positive regulation of cell population proliferation
Cellular component (GO): external side of plasma membrane; signaling receptor complex; membrane
Molecular function (GO): interleukin-6 binding; interleukin-11 receptor activity; interleukin-11 binding
Source: RefSeq, a predicted model, not a curated record
GUCCCACAGAAAUUUUCCAUCUGUCCAUGACUGCAGGAUCCGGAGGCUCCAGCCACCCUGGAAAAGGACCGUCCGCUGCUCUGAGUCAUGUGUAAGUGGGAAGUCGCACUGACACGGAGCCUGGCCAGAGGGAGCCGAGCCGAGAGCGGCGCGGGGCUCGGGGACUCGCCGUGCGUGCAGAUCGCGGGGCCCCAGGGGAUGGGGGCUGCCCUCGGGGCUUAAGCCCGCCCGCCGCCCCGCCCCGCCCCGGCCGCCAGCUCCCGACCCGCGCGUCCGCCCGCCCGCCCGCCUCUCUGGGACCAUGGGGCAUUAGCCGAGGAGGAAGCAUGCUGGCCGUCCGCUGCGCGCUGCUGACCGCCCUGCUUGCGACGCCCGGGACGGCGCUGGCACCGGGGGGCUGCCCCGCUCCAGAGAUGGCAAACGAUGUGCUGACCAGCCUGCCAGGGGCCAGCGUUACCCUGACCUGCCCAGGUGGGGAAGCGGGGGACAAUGCCACCGUUCACUGGGUGCUCAGGAAUCAGGUCACCGGUUCACGCCAAGGCAGAUGGGCUGGCGUGGGAAGGAGGCUGCUUCUGAGGUCUGUGCUGCUUAGCGACUCUGGAAACUAUUCGUGCUACGAGGACGGCCGCCCAGCUGGAAGCGUGCGUUUGCUGGUGGAUGUUCCCCCCGAGGAGCCCCAGCUCUCCUGCUUCCGGAAGAGCCCCCUCAGCAACGUGGGUUGUGAGUGGAGUCCUCGGAGUCCCCCGUCCCCGACCACCAAGGCCGUGUUAUUGGUGAGGAAGUUUCCGGUGAAAGACUUCCAGGAGCCGUGCCAGUACUCCCCGGAGUCGCAGCAGUUCUCCUGCCAGUUGGCAGUCCCAGAGGGAGACAACUCUUUGUACGUCGUGUCCCUGUGUGUCUCCAACAGUGCCGGGAGCCAGUCCAGCAGACCCCAAACAUUUGAGGGUUACGGAAUCCUGCAGCCUGACCCACCCGUCAAUGUCACGGUCACCGCCGUGGACAGAAACCCCCGCUGGCUCAGCGUCACCUGGCAAGACCCCCCUUCCUGGAACUCAUAUUUCUACAGGUUACAGUUUGAGCUCCGAUACCGGGCUGAACGAUCAAAGACAUUCACAAUGUGGAUGGUCAAGGAGCUCCAGUAUCACUGCAUCAUCCACGACGCCUGGAGUGGCAUGAGGCAUGUGGUGCAGCUCCGGGCCCAGGAGGAGUUUGGGCAUGGCUUAUGGAGUGAGUGGAGCCAGGAGGUCACGGGCGUCCCUUGGACAGAAUCCAAGAGUUCUCCAGUUGAGACUGAGCUGCCCCCCUCCACGGAGGCACCUACUACUAAUGAAGAUAAUGAAAAUAUUUUCUCCAAAGAUUCUGCAAAUGCAACAAGCCUCCCAGUGCAAGAUUCUACUUCGGUACCGCUGCCCACAUUCCUGGUGGCUGGAGGAAGCCUGGCCUUCGGGACGCUCCUCUGUAUCGGCAUCGUCCUGAGGUUCAAGAAGACGGGGAAGCUGCAGGCUCUGAAAGAAAGCAAGACGAGCGUGCACCCACCGUAUUCUUUGGGACAGCUGGUCCCUGAGAGGCCCAAGCCCACCCCAGUGCUCGUCCCCCUCAUCUCCCCGCCGGUGUCCCCCAGCAGCCUUGGGUCUGACAACACCUCGAGGACUAGCCGACCAGAUGCCAGUGGCCCUCAGAGCCCUUAUGACAUCAGCAACAGAGACUACUUCUUCCCCAGAUAGCUGGCUGGCCGGGUGGCACCUGGCAGCCUGAAGUGUCAGGCCCCCUGGACUAUGUGGAAGCUGAAGCAGAAACUGGCUUAGCAAUAGAUGCUCCUCACUGCCAUGCCAGCUCAUCUCAGGUACUCGGGGCCUCUGGCUUCACCUUUACAGAAGGGCCUCGCAGAAAGUUCUGUGCUGGGUGAAAAAAAGGUUUGCUGCAUCUGUUCAGAAGGAAGAGGUGGUUGGGUUUUUGAACCACUCUUCCCCAAAUGCCCUGCUUCCAGGGGUUAGAGUGAACUCAGGCCCCCGUGAAGAGAGGGGUGUCAGGACUCUACCGGACACUCAGGUGGGCAGAGCCGGGCGGCUGCACAGGCCUCAGACUCCCCCCGGGCUUGGUGUGGACAAGUUGCUGGCCGCCCGCGCACCCCGACCCACCUCCAGGAGCUGCACCCUCAGGCGGGUGGGAUGAAUUUCCAGCCAAAGACUCCCCGAGUCGCUUAUCUCUUGGCCCACCGCACAGUUUCACCUUCUAGCUUCUUGAAACCCAAGUGCCUUCGCAAUUCAGUUUUACUAGGCCUGAGAUUGGCUUUUCUUAAACCACCGAGGCUGGGGGAAAGUCUCACCUGCUUUUCUUCACUGAACAGCUGAGAGUGGGGUGAUAGUAUCUCAGGGCCUGAUGGUUUGAAAUGGAAUUAUAAUUAGUUCCUCAUUAGCAUUUUUCUAAAUGUGAAUGAUAGUCCUAGGCACUUGCUGAAUCCAGAAGCAACUGCACUGGCUCGAUUUCCCUUUUUGGAUCCCAGGACUUCAGGAAAGAAGCCGAGGGGGGGUGCUGGGGACAGGGUCUCCAUGCUUGUCUGUCGUAGCAUUGCUACCGGGACGGUGGCCUCUGCAAACCACCAUUCUCCAUUCUCCCCCUCCCCUGGCCCUCCAAAAUGAGAACUGGCAUUAGGGAGGGCUUCUGCCAGUGGUGAAAUCAAAGCUGCCUUAUUCCAGCUUUGUUUAUUUUGGUUUCAGCUGAGCCUGAGUAACCAGGGAAGAUAAUAUUUAUGCGAAAAGACAAAAGAACCUGGCAAGAAUGGAUUUUAAUUUGGUUUUUAAAAAACUGCUGACUAUUUUAUCUUCAGAGAGUGGAAGAUGCAGUAUUAGCUGAGUGUCAGUAUAGAAAUAAUGGGGGAAAAGCACAAUAGCUUUGUUUAGCACAAAACUGAGUCAAGUGGAAAAGGAGGAGAAAAGGAGAUUUUGCCCUAUUAGAGAAGAGACUCUGGUUUCAUUCUAAAUUUUGUUUUUGCCUUAAAAAGUGAAAAAAAAAAAAGUCUGCCUCUUCUCUAAUUGAGUGGAAAAGCAGCUUGUUACUACUCCCCCAGGCGGCUGAGAAGGAAACGGUGUCCAGCUCCGUGUCACAGUGCUGGGAAGCAAGCCUCCCACGAUUACCCAGCAGGUCAGCUGAAAAUCCCCACCCCUGAAAGCCACGAGCCCUUGGGUAUCAGAGGAGGUUCAUUAAAAAAAAAAAUCCCUAAACUUGGUGCCUUCCUCUCUUCAGUUAGUUCCUUGAAUGUGAUUCAGUUCAGCUAGUAUUGAAGCACCGAGUAAAUGUCUAGCCGUGACACUGCACUAACCACUUCAGUUCACUUUUCUGUCUGGGCUUUGAAAAUUCAGUGAUGUUAGUGGUUACCCAAACAAGCACCCUCAAGUAUUCUGGGAGGUCCCAGAAUGAAGCUGUGAUUAAAAUCAGUCGUGUAACCACCACUAAAAAUUUACCAGACCACAAAACUUUUCUAAUAGUCUCCAAUUUUAGAAAAAUAACCACCAGCACCAGAUAGGUGGGGAAAGGAUAGAAAUGACCAUGUUUUAUUUACCGUUUGCCAGGUUCAGACUGUUAUGAUGUUGGACUAUGCAGUGAUUUUCAUUGCUGGCUUUGGCUGUAAAUUUCAGGCCCUGUUGCUGCUUUUGGCAGCUAAUCUUAACUUGACAAAAGUGAGGCAGGUGGUUUUGUUUUGUUUUGUUUUUCUCUAAAUUUUCCUUGACUGAGAACAGCAAAAAUGCUGUUAAAGGGAAAUAUAAGAAAUGAGAAUCUGCAUGAGAUAGGGUGAUUCUGUGCCCACGGUUCUUUAACUCUUGACAAAGUUUUACCCACGUGUAAUAUUACCAGAGCCAGGCAGAGCGGUGCUAGUGGAAGAUGUGAAAUCCAGAUAGCUCAUGAUUGCUGAGAGCUAGGCAGCUUUGAUCUCCAAAUUGUUAUUGCUUUCAUUAUUAUUGGAACGGAACUGCAUUUUUUUUUUUAAUUGAAGAGGGUUUUUUUCCCUUUAUUUUUUUAUAAGCUAGUAUAGAUGAAGGAAAAAUAUUUGUCUUCUCUGGGUUUGUAGGCCUUGCUCAGUGUACACAGGUAUACACCCUAAGCUUUCUCUGUCCUUGAAUCUGUGGUUAGUGAAUGUGUGUUUCAAUCCAUAGGUCAUUCUUACCUGUGUUUCUGCAGCACACGUGCUGCCUUUUAUCCUCAAGUAGUAGUGAUGCUACUCACCUAAUAACUGUAGCAAUCUGCUACACAGCCAGAUGUGAAAUGUUAGCACAGCGACAAUUUUUGUUGAAGAUGGGCAACUUAUCCUGCUGGGUGGGAAAAGUUGAAAAUAUGCUAGAUCAAGGUCUCAAUUAAAGUAAGUGGUCAUUAAUUUUUGUAGCAUUAAUGAAAAAAAAAAAAAAGAGGUCGAGGAGGUAGCAUUGAAUGUGUCUACAAAGCCCUUGGUGACUCUGAGAGCUCUUUGCCCUGAUGGAGUCUUGCCCUUGCAGUUCGUUGGCUAGGCUCUUGGCUCACCCCGUGUGUCCGCCAUUUCCCAGCUGCCCCCAAGGGAAGGAAACACCAUUAACAAGGGGUGGAAUCUGCUGCUGGAAUGGAUUGGGAGCCCACCUGGUGGUGAACAGAGCUGAGCAGGGCAGGCUGGGAGUGGUCAUGGUUUGUGGGUUUCCUGCAGAAUGUUCAGGAAUGCCUUGCCUGGGUGCUUUGGUGCUGAGCUAUAUCGCUUCAUCAAAGGCACUUAAGAUUGACCCAGUCGGGGAGGAGUUGGUGAGAAAUUUAUCUUAAUUUGGAGAAGCAGGGGCAACUGGUGGUCCUUGGGAGCACGAGCCUGGAUCCCAGCCUUCCACGCAGCAGUUGGCAGUGGGGCUGUUGCUGAAAGGGAGCCCAGGUGGCUCAGCUUCUGUGCCAGACACUCCUGCGCAUCCCCGAAAGGUCCUUCCAGCAUCGUGUCCUUGGUGUAGCCUGGCCCCAGCGCCAGUGAGUUUCUAUGGCAACCUUAAUGAUUAUUAAGGAACAUUGUCAGUUGUAUGAACAUAUGCUCAAAUGCAGAUCUACUUCAGAAGGAAAGGAUUGGAACAGCAUGUAGCAAGGCUGUUCAUUAACAGAGAAACCAUAUUUGGAUGGAGAUCACACAUCCGUUAAAUAGAAUACCUCAACUUUACAUUGUUUUUUUUUUCUGGAGAGAAAUAAUAGUUUUAAGUUUUUGUUUUUAUUUUUUUACUUAAUUACCUGAAAGCAAAUACCAAAGGCUGAUGAUGUCUGUAUAUGGGGCAAAGGGUCAGUAUGAUGUCUUUCAAUGUUUUCUCUUUUUACUAGCUACUUUGCAUUUAAAGUGAAAAUUGUAAAUGUUUGAAAUAAAUAAGUUCUAAAACUA